This is a messenger RNA of Syzygium oleosum, 3005 nucleotides long. RefSeq names its product WPP domain-interacting tail-anchored protein 1. The transcript has 5 exons. Lineage: Eukaryota; Viridiplantae; Streptophyta; Magnoliopsida; Myrtales; Myrtaceae. Bases 198 to 2342 code for a protein of 714 amino acids. The record is from RefSeq and is a predicted model, not a curated record.
GUUAGUGUUUUUCCUCCUCAUUUCCCUUUUUUCGAGGAAAGCCUCUCGCCGCGCUUCGGUUCCUGUUCCGUGCUCCUGGUGCUCGAAGGGAGGGCCGAAAGACCCCCCCGACGAUGCUUCUCGCGACGUGGAGGCGCGUCGCGAGCGAUCCUCUCUCCUCCGAGUAUUGAGGGCAUCCGGAAUAUCAAGCUCGUAAGAUGGAUUCGGAUCCUGUUUCGGAUGUGAGCGUUUCUGUCGAUGAUAUCGACACUAAUUGCUCGGAGCUAGGGUCUUGUAAAGUUGAUUCGCUUGCUGGUGUCUCUGUUAGUGGAGAAAUGAAUGGAGAGUUGGGAAGGGCUGGGGAGGUUCUGACAAGGAUAGAACUUGAUUUGGCAUGUACUUCCGAGAAGUUUUACAAUCUUAAUAUACUCAUGAUGCAUGUGGCGACGGAAGAGAGUGAAUUCGAAGUACUUGAUCCGGAGAGAGGUCAGAAAAUGGUGAGUUCCAUGGAAAAGGGCUUGGAAUGCGAUAUCUUGUCUGGGUUUUUGGAUUCAGAGGUGAAAGAAUUGGAUGAUUUCAUCACCACUCUUCGAAAAGAGAUUGAGGAUUCUCAUAAGUGGAUAUCUUCGUCCCAAAACCUAGGAACAUCUUUCCUAGAGUUGGAAGAGAAGUUAAGUGAUUCCGAGAAAACAUUGGAGCAGCUGCGGGAGCAGGUCUUUGAGUUGCAAGCACAAUCUUCAAUGUUCCAGAAGACAUUAUCAUGCUUUAUUGGAGAAGAGAGGAGGGAAAGGGAGAUGGGUGCGGGCUUCUUGGCAAAUGGUGGGUCGUUGAAUGUCAAGACAAAAACCAAAAUUCAAACAGCUGAACAGCAUAAGCAUUUCUUGAGGAUGCUGGAGAAAUCUUUGGCUAGAGAAUUAGAUCUUGAGAAGAAGUUAACCGAGACAAAGCAAACCGAUGAAGACAUGAAACUGAGGCUGCGGUCUGCAGAGCAAGAAGCUUUUUGUUUAGAAGAAGAAGUAUUUGAUGCGUGGGAGAGAUUGUUUGAGGCAGAUAAUUCUGCUGAGGUUCUUCUGGGCAUCUCAAGAGAUCUACUAGGGCGACUCCAAGUCACCCAGUUUAAUAGAAAUGGCUUGAUUCAGCGAGAAGCCGAGCUAAGAUCUAAGUUGGAGGAUACCACUGAACAGUUGAAAGUGAAGGAAAAUGCUUUGGUGGAGAUUGAAGUCAGCAGAAAGGAACUUAGUGACUGUCUUUCGGCUCAGGUGGACGGCUUAAGAGCCUGUUUGAAGGAAGUUCAAGAUAAACUAAAUCUUGCCAAUUCCGAGAAUUCAAUUCUUUGGGACAAGGUGAGUUCACUUGAGAAGCAGGUGGAAGAAUCUGAAACUGCUAAGGGGUCCGAAGAAGGAAGUCAGGAAGAAACUAAUGUUGCAGUCUGUAGAAUGUCAGAAAUGGAAAAUCUUAUUGAAGAUCUUAAAGAAAAGUUAUCAGAAGCAGAAAGCAGAGUUGAGAAUGCAGAAACCAAUUACAAAUCACUGGAAGUUACGAAUAAGGAGCUUAAUGAAGAGUUAGUUUUUCUAAAAAGCAGUUGCUUGACAGCCGAGAAGGUUGAAGCACUCGAGAGGCAGUUGAAGGAGUCGGAUAUUCUACUACAACAUGCCGUUGCAUCAGCCGAUGCUAGUGAGGAGAAGCAAGCCAUGUUGUAUUCUGCUAUUAAAGAUAUGGAGGAUAUAAUUGAGGAUCUGAAACUUAAAGUUGCAAAAGCUGAAAGUCGCGCUGAUAGUGCAGAGGAGAAGUGCAUCAUAUUAUCUGAAUCCAAUGCUGAGCUAAACGAUGAACUGAUUUUCUUGAGGGGGAGAAUGCAAGGCUUGGAGGGGUCCUUGCAUCAUGCCGAAGAGUCGAAACUAGCAACUGCCAAGAACAUUGGAAUUCGGACCAAAGUUAUUGCUAAUCUUGUCAUGCAGCUGGCAAUUGAGAGAGAACGCCUCCAUAAGCAGUUGAAGUCGCUAGCAAUCGAGAACGAAAUUUUAGUGGUGAAGUUGCAGCAGACGAGCAAGGGUUCGACUGUACCUAGAAAUCACGAUGUUGGACAAGAAGAUCCCGCUUUUGAGUUUCCUGUGGCUGCAUCUAUGAGAGAAUGCAAAGAAAUAGAAAAAGAAUCCUUAGCCACCUCAACUUUGGUAGAUGACAAAUCUAAAGAUCCAUCAGCAGUCGGAACACAAGCAGAGCCUGGUGAAGUAACAUCUCAGCUUGACACUGUGAGGAGGAUAGAUGCAGGAUCGCUCAACUACAAGCAUGUUCUUUUUGCUGGGCUGAUAGCGCUAAUUGCAUCAGCAGCUUAUGUGUACCUACAGCAGAACGUUCCUUGAGAGAGCUUUUUUGCGCCCUGGAGAGCGCUUACAAGUGUAUCAUUUUUAGGCUGGCUUUUUGAUGCAAGUAACCACCAUCUUCCAAGUACGUUACCCUGAUCAGUUUUGGAUUUUGGAUCAAUUUUUUCCCUUCUCUAAGAUAUGACCGAAUACUGUGAAGGCGAGGACUACCAAUAAAUAUCUUGAUUAUGUAUCGCGGCCCUUCUAUCUCAUGGCAGGAGUUUCUGGUACGAUUCAUCUGAAAGUGCCGGUGCUAAAGAAUCACGUCCGGAAUGUGGUCUAUAGGUGAAGUACUAGUACUCAAAGCUGAACUUGAUACAAGGUGCUCAGUCUAUAUAUAAGUCGGAAGAUCAGUUGCCUGGAGUUGUUCGGGCAAGUAAAUCAACAGGUUAAGAUCGCUCUAGCCAUGAUUUUGCACUUGCCCAAACUAUUGCUUUGAGUUGUUCCCUACUGAGCUCAAUCAAAUUUUGUACCCCUCGAAACUUUUAGGCGAAUCUCGUGCUAUGUGAGUUGUUUAUCUUCUCUUUAAAGUAUGUUUACCGACUCUUGAUCACCUAUUCAGCUUCUUGAUGUGCUGUAUUUCCAUCUUCUGUAUCCGAACUUUUCAGUUGAAUAUACUAAUACGCAUGAAAUUUUCAAUGAAGAUAGUGAUUGUUUAUUCAA